AUGUCGGCUACACCCUUCCAGCUGCCACUGAAGAAAUGCUCUGUGGUGGGAAACGGUGGGAUUCUCAAAAAGAGCGGCUGCGGAAAACAAAUAGAUCAAGCGGAUUUUGUCAUGCGGUGCAACCUUCCUCCUCUAUCCAGAGAAUACAGCAAGGAUGUUGGAUUGAAAACCCAGCUGGUGACUGCAAAUCCCAGUAUAAUUCAGAAAAGAUUCCAGAAUCUGCUUUGGUCUCGAAAAGCAUUUGUGGACAGCGUGAAGGUGUAUAAUCACAGUUACAUCUAUAUGCCGGCCUUCUCAAUGAAGACAGGGACGGGCCCCUCCCUGCGUGUCUAUUACACCCUGAAGGACUUCGGUGCCAAGCAGGCGGUGCUUUUCGCCAACCCCAAUUUCCUGCGUGACAUUGGCAAGUUCUGGAAGAGCAAAGGUAUCCAUGCCAAACGACUUUCCACAGGACUUUUCCUAGUCAGUGCUGCCCUUGGUCUCUGUGAAGAAGUAACGAUUUAUGGCUUCUGGCCGUUCUCAGUGGACCUGCAUGGGAAGUUUAUUAGCCACCAUUACUAUGACAAUGUCUUGCCCGAUUCCGGAUUCCAUGCCAUGCCGGAGGAAUUUCUACAGCUCUGGUUCCUUCAUAAAAGUGGUGUACUGAGAAUGCAGCUAGAACAGUGUGAGGACCCUUUAACCCAGUCUUCUGCCUAAGGAUCGUAGCAGUCGGUUUGGGAGAUCCACUAGUUUUUAAUUUCCUUGCUCUCCUACAGAGAGUUCUGAUCUUCUGUUGAUUCUUUUUAAAGGGAAAAUAAUCAUGGAUCUGCAUGGACCGUAAAAAUGCUGCUUGAAAGCCAAAUGGAAUAUGUCCUUAAUGUAUGUUCUAUGGAACUGCGGUGGGGGAAACAAACCUCUCCAUCAAGUCCAUUCAGCAGUAAUGUGAAAAUAAUGUCAGAAGCAACUCAAAUGAACUUUCUGGGUGACGUUUUUAAAUGAUGUAAGAAGGGCAUUAAGGCUCAGAGAGAAAUGGGGCCACCCACAAGCUUUUGCUGACAGUGCCAAAUAUGACUGUCUGUUCAAAGAUCCAUUUCAUUCCAGAUUGGCGCCUCAUGUAACUCUUUUUUUUUUGGUUGUUUUUCCUUCCCUUGUGAGUGUGCUUGUGUGUAGUGGUAAGGGGUAUAGAGGAAAGUGUGUGUAUUGUUAACUUUCUUUGUUUCUUUUUUUCCAUUUUUUGUUUUCCAAUGGAAGAAAGGUGGAAGGUGUGAAAGCCUGAGGAGCUGAGUACCAUCAACUCCUAAGACUUGUGAAUGUGAAGGGCACUAAGAAUCUGGUAGAAGAAUGUAUUGGGAAUGCCCUGCUACUGAAUAUAGAUGAACCUACCUGUUGUAGGUUUUGUCAGGAUAGUUUGGUCAUUGCACUUAUAUCCAUAUUAAUGCUACCUUAUGGGCAACAGCUGGUUAAGGUAAAUUGGCUUGAAGAUAAAAGUUGUGGUACAAAAACAAAAGUGAAGUGCAACCAGGUAUUAACUGACCAGCUGCAAGAUUUCUGUAGUGACUUUGGUAGCAGGGAUUGCUCCUUACUUGUUGUGCUGUUUUGCCUUUGGGAUUAGUUCCGUGUUCAUUUGGACUCCACAUGUUCAGUGACUAUCAAGGGGAUUUGAGGUGUUCAGUGAAAUGCAAGAUAAGAUUCUUCAUGUGCUUCUAACAGAAAAACUGCAGAAAUGAAUGUAAGUGUCAUUUAAAAUCAGUUGAAACUUUGAAAAUCCUUUCUCUUUGUGCUACUAGCUCCUCUUUUCGGAUUGUAACAUUAGCCUUAAAGACUUGUACUUCUGUUGCAAGAUUGUCUCUGGUUGAAGAGAGCCUGAAAAGUAAAACAGCCUUUGGGAGCACUGAAAAACAAUAUAGCCAGCGAGAAAAAAAAUGAAACAAAGCAAACAAACAAAAAAAACCACCGGAAAAGGCAGGCACUUACGUAAUGCAGCCUUUCUCUUUGCAAUCAGAGAAUUAUGUAAGCGUGCAAAUUGCACUGCGGCUGCUCCGGUCAGUGCAGUGCCUAAAGGACUGUUUUAUUUUUGGAUAUUACUUGGACAGCAGAUGAUCCUAUUGCCAUGUAAAUGAGAAAUCUUUUUGUUUGCUUUGUUCUAACACUGUAGGACAGGAAGAAAAUACUUACUUGGUCCAGAGUGCAAUUUCAGCUGCAAGAUGCUAUCACUGUUAACUUUAUAAUCCAAAAUAAUGUUCUCUUUCUUCUACUUCUAUCGUUAGUAGCUGAAAUUCUAGUCAAAAUGUUGAAACAACAAAACUGUCGUCAGGUUUCCACAACAAUUUCCUGUGCUACCUGUUUUAGCUCCAAAGUGCUAGUAUUUUGGGGAAUGUGUCCUAUCAUAUGUUGGCAACCGCUCUCUUUGUAGACUACAAGCUGCAAGUUAUAUAGAUAUAAUUAAAAAAAAAAAAAAGCAACACCCCUGGCUCUUCUUUAAAUAUGAAUAAUUCGACUAUCUAUGUAGGACAUUGAAAAAAAGCCUUAUUUUGCUUUUUAAAAAUAUGUUUUGGAAUAAAAUCUUCUUCCUAAAUAUGGGUAUUCCAAAUAUGCAUUUGGGUAUUGUUCCUUAGGAUUACAGUGUAGCUCUAAAUUGCAAAGGGGAGAUUUGGAUUAAAUGCUGUUUUAGAGAUUGUUCUGAUAAAAUCUGAAUGUGCUUCUGUAACCCAUUUUAUCUCUGUCCAUAUGCUUUUUUUGAAGUACAAUCAACACAUCAAUAGACCAUCACUGAUAAUUCAUUCACUUGGAUUAUAUUUUAUCUAUGAUAUGGAUACUCAGUAAGGAAGGAUUUUCUUUACUGCUCAUUAGGACAAAUUUUUACUGAGCUGCCUUUUGUAGAAAACAGGUGCCUGUAUGGGUUUUAUGAGAUGUAUGAAGUUUUGCACUUUUUAGUUCUUAAAAGAAGAUGCUAUCUGUGAGAACAGCAGUCAAAAUAUUGUGUGUUAAGAUGACACUUCAGAAGGAUGCCACCAUUUCCCAGGGGUGUGGGGAAAUUAGGAGAGUAGGGGAGAACUGCCUCUGUGCUUGUUAUUUUUGUCAUUUGUACCAGGACUUGAGAAUUCAGUUCUGAACUUCUCUGGCGACUCUCCGACACCCUGGAAAUCCCUUCUCUCAUGUCCUGGGGAAAAGAUCUCAGUAAAAGAAGAGAAAAAAUGAGUAUUUUCAUAGGAAACCUCAAUGCAGUAUUUCAUAACAACUGGCUUGCUUGUGUUCAGUUAGUGCCCCAUGUACCUAGGAGCAUUGUAUUCUCCGCAAGGCUGAAGCUGACUGAAUCUUGUCUUUGUGUGCCCCUUUUGAUGUUUGCAAUCCUGAGGUUUGCAGGGAGAUGGUUUUCAAAAAAUGAUGGGGAUUGAAGAAAAUAUGUUGUUUGUGAUAAGUGUGGCUAAUGUUGGAAAAAUUGGUAGUUUGGGCUCUGUUCAUAUCUACUUAUAGAGAAUAUAACUGCAUCUUACAAUGGCAACCACAUUUGAUAGGGAAGUAAAGGCUUUGGGGAUAAAUAAUUUUCUAUAACUUCCAGAAAACUAGUAGCUUAGGAAAGGAGAGAAACAAAAAUAAGUUCCUCUUUUGAGAAGGCAAGUCUACAAUGGGAGCUCAACAGAAACCUGUUUUAGUUGGCUGACUUGGCACUUCACACAGGCACACUGGCCAAGAAGAAAGUUUUUGCCCUACAAGUGAAAAAGGAUGCAGGAGGGUUCUGUAAGUAUUUUGUGGCAAGAGCAGUCACGGAGAAAAUGAAAAUCUGUUGGGAAUCUGAGAAUGGCAACUGCCUAACAAGAAUCUUGGAGUUAAUACACUCCAUUAUUUCUGCUACUUAGUGUGAGAUUUACCUGGUACUAGUCUAGGGGAAGUGGGACCCAUGUAUUGGGAUUCUUGGUAUGAAAUGUGGAGUUACGUGUAAGGGUUUGAAGUUGUAUCACUUUUGAAGAGGAAGGCUACACCAGGGAAUAGGUGUGGUCACAUCCAGGACUUAAGCAUUAACACAGAAAUCAGCUUCUCGGAGUUAGCAAACUGUGGGAGGAAUGAAUAUAUCCAUCUGCAUUUAGCUGGGUGGUUAAUUUCUGUCUAUUGACAGUAGUGUCCUGAGAUUUCAUUGCUUUAGUAGAAGUGAAUAGAAAUCUUAAGGUCUUUUAAUGAAAUUCCUUACUUUAGUUUUUCUAUUUCCUCUGCCAGCCCCUGAGUUUCUCCAGUAUUGAGGUUAAUGCCUGCACCAGGUUGAAAGCUACUGCAAUUCAUCUUCACUAAAAGCUAGUUCAGGCUUGCCAAAUGAUUUGUUCAUGUUCUUAGUUAUUAAUUUUUUCAUAGAGCUGCCAAGAUACAAAAAUGCUGGAAUCAUUGCUCUAUAGAGGGUGCCACCUGAUUAUAAACAGAACGAUCAAAUCCCCUCAUAGGAGUUGUGCAUGGAAGAUAUUUGGCACUGAAAUCAGUUUAGGUAUAAUCUUUUCGGGUGCUUAAGUGUUUCUAGGGAGACUAAGGCCAAUGUAUGAACUUCUGCUAAAACUGUAUAAAAUUCCUCCUUUCUGUUGGUUAUGAAUCUUUUGAAGCUCAUUCUAAAGCAAGCAAUUGAAAGAGAAGCUGGCAAAUUAAAAUCAUAAGAGUAUAUGUGCUCAUGAGAAUAAAAACAUUUUUUAAUUUGAUACAGACCUUGCCAUAAUUCUGAGGACUCUCCUUCAUGAAUGCUGUGCUUCAUGUUUUUGUUGAUACGAAGAUUAUCAUUUGGAAUGAACUAGCUGCAGAAGUCAAAGAUCAAAGCCUCUGUUACAGCUUAAUCUUUAUAGAAUGUAGAAAUAUUGGCUUUUUUAUCAACCUCAAUACACUCACCUUUUUGUUAGCUUCAUCAGAAUGAUGUCACAGCAUACGCUGCUGAGUUUGCAUCUCUUCGGAAGCUGAAGCUAUAAGCAAGGCAUCUGCUGUUUUAAACUGAAUCUCUGAACCGUGGUAGUUGCACAAAACACUUCCUUCAUGCAUAUUCAUGAAAACUAGUUUAAAAUCUGGUUCACCCUAUCCUGAAAUUGACAGUGAGAACAGAAGUGAGGAAGUGUGCAAUCUAGAAGUGGGGAUGAUGAAGGAGAAAAAUGCUAACUCACCUUUUGCUACCUGCUUUGGUUCUCCAUCUCGAUAGAUUAAUAAGCAUUGGACCAAGUCCAGACUGUACAAAGGACAGGCAUUUUCCAGAAUGCUGGAUGAUGAUGGAAAAGAUGAAGAUCAAAUCAGUGGUGUAAUAAAUUGGACUGUAGAAAUUCUAGAUAAAGAUUGCCCAUUCCAAGCAACCGCAGGACAUUUUCUUCUGACAAUGACUGAAAAACAGACUAUCGUCUGUGACAUAAGGUUUUCUGCAGGAUGGCAGCAAAGCAGAAUGUGAUGGCAGAUGUUGCCAAGAGGCAGUGAACUGAUUAAACAGAAGUACAGCAGAACAAAGAGAGGUGAUGAAAAAUCCAUCUUUCCCUUCUCUACUUCCAUUCACUCAGAAACAAAAGUAUAACAGACUUACUGGCUAUUGUCCUAAGUCACCACCUCCUUAUUGAAAGGAUACUGUGGGAUUUAGUCAUGGGUUAUUAGAGUUGGGGUAGUAUUGUUAAGUUGUGGUUGAACUUGAUGAUCUUUUAGGUCUUUUCCAACGGGGGCUAUUCUGUGAUUCUAUCUGUUAGCUGAUGUUUCCUACUAACAAAAAGUCAGCAGACCUUGUCUGGAAGUGGCUGGUCCUCUGCAUCCUGGCUGUCCGAAGGGUGCUCUGGGGACUCUCCUCUAUGCUGGGACAUCCCUAAUGAGAUCUGCUCCUAGUAUCACACAGUCCCUCCACUUGGGAUCAUCUGGGCCUUUUUUUUAUGCCCAAGAAGUCAACAUAAAGUCAUCUCUUUGCCAUCUUCCUGAUGAUCAUCCUCCUUGGGUUUUGAAGGGUGAUUUUAAAAAUCAGCCAUUAAGUAGAUAAUGCACUUUGUAAUUUUCAACCAUAUUUUCUUCAAAAGUAACUGAUAAAACCAAGAAGAAUUAGCUGUAAGUUGAAAACAUGACUUCACUUAGGAACUGAUAAUUCAAUCACUGGAGAACAAAAAGAGCAUGGCAGAAGGCUGUGCUUUUCAUAAUGAUUGUUGUAGAAUAACUUCUAGUUCCUCAAAUUCCCAGAUUUCAUCACUUGGAAUCUAUCAGGUGCUUGACUUCUUGGUGGUUUUUGAAUGAAACAAUUACUGAAUGAUCUAGUGGCCUGCUAAUUAAAUACUAGGAAACUCAUUUUCCUGAAGGAAAUACAAAUAACCAAUAGGAGGUUCAGCCCGGUAUCCCUACCUGAUAUUUCUUUCGCAGCAACAAGAAGUUAAACAGUUAGUUAUUCCUCUCUGAUUAUUCAGGAUGAGCCCUGGUGUAUUCAGAGCCCUGGUGUAUUCAGCCUCUUUAGCUUAAUGCACAUACUUAAAAUGAAUGUCACCAUAUAUGUCAUCCCUGGUUCACACAUACAACACUGCAGAGCAGGCCUGAGAUAUGGCAAGGUUAUCACUUUCUUCCUUCACAGCCAGAAUGCUGGGCUUUCCGAAAACAGUGGCAGACAAUCUAUUGCUUUGGAGACCAACCCGCUUCUCACCCCAAAGCAAUUUUGAUUGCUGGCAAGUCUCAGUAGUACCUAUUAAAACUGCAUCUUAAAAUGAUCUCCACCUACUCUAUGCUGUGGUUGCGUUGGUCAACUGUUAAGAUAAAUAUUUAUCCCAUCUUGGUCCUUCUAAGGCAAGCAACAUUCAAAUCACCUUGAAUUUGCUGUGUUAUUUAGUAUUUUCACCUUUCAAGUUCAACCUUUUUUUUCUUUUAGUCUAGACAUGGUUAUAUCAUGAGUCAACCCAAAGGCAGCAUAAGAAAACGUCACCACAAAUAGUUGUGAGAAAGGAUCUCAAUUUUUGUUAAAAUAGAUACACCAGUAACUGAAGAAGCAAUUCUCAAGUUAUUCAGUGUUUGUAGAUUUUACUCGAGUCUGUGCUUCUACAAAGCUUCCAAUUUUAGGCUACUUUCAUUUUUGUCAAAAUGAAAUAAAUAAAAAAUCCAACCAAACUGAGAACAUCGGUUUAGAUCUUCUGGAGUCUGUCUGUUACUGUUUCUGUACAGACAUUUAGGGGUGGCAUCUGAAGAAUCAGACAAAGAUCAGAAGGAGAUAAGGAAAGUAACACAGUUUUUUGAUAGAGGAAAAGGAGAUACCUACAUUUCGAUGCUUU
Molecule: messenger RNA, 7211 nt
Organism: Centrocercus urophasianus (Greater sage-grouse)
Lineage: Eukaryota; Metazoa; Chordata; Aves; Galliformes; Phasianidae
Gene: ST8SIA1
Product: ST8 alpha-N-acetyl-neuraminide alpha-2,8-sialyltransferase 1
Exons: 4
Coding region: 1-696 (231 amino acids)
Biological process (GO): N-glycan processing; oligosaccharide metabolic process
Molecular function (GO): alpha-N-acetylneuraminate alpha-2,8-sialyltransferase activity
Source: RefSeq, a predicted model, not a curated record